This is a messenger RNA of Nicotiana attenuata, 1140 nucleotides long. RefSeq lists its product as uncharacterized. The coding region runs from base 1 to 1140 and encodes 379 amino acids. NCBI's taxonomy places the organism in Eukaryota, Viridiplantae, Streptophyta, Magnoliopsida, Solanales, Solanaceae. The transcript has 3 exons. The record is from RefSeq and is a predicted model, not a curated record.
AUGCCCAAGUCGGAGGGGUUUUUCAGGAAGUGCACUGAUGACGAUCCAACAGAACAUCUCAGAAACUUCUUGGGUGUGUGUGCGAUGCACAAGCAGAAUAACGACUCAGAUGAUGCCCUAAGUUUGAGGGUGUUCAAGUACUCACUGGCUGGAGAGGCAAGGAAAUGGAUUCAAAAUCUACCUCCAAACUCAAUCCAUUCUUGGCCUGAACUUGUCCGAGCAUUCUUAGCCAAAUGGUUCCCACAAAGCAAGAAAUCUGAGCUCCGGGAUAAAAUUUUCUUUUUCAAGCAACUAUCGGGAGAACAUCUACAUGAGGCAUGGGAUCGAUUCAAGUUAUAUUUGGUGAGGUCGCCUAAUCAUGGUUUUCUGGAUUCUAUUUUGUUGAAGAAAUUCUACAUGGGUUUGGAUGCUAUGAACCAAUCUAUAGACAAGAAUGCAGCUGAUGGAUCUUUUAUGGAUAAGACCUUUGCAAGGAUCAGACAAAUCCUUGAUAAAAUGGCAAAACAUAACCAGGCUUGGCACUCAGAGGACACCACAGGUGGAAUUGCAUGCGGGUUUGCCACCAAUGUCAAUGUGUUGACAAAGAUGCUCACUGAAAGCCAAACAAAAAAGGUAAAUGUGGCAGAGGAUGUUCAACCCACAUCAAAUGAAGAUUAUGAGGAAGAAAACUACGUCAACAACUCUCAAGAAGGCUAUCAAAGUUCAAACCCUUAUGUUCCACCAAAGGGGCAAUAUUCAAAUCAAGGUUCCUCAAGUGAUUCCAAGUUGGAAAACAUGCUUGAACGGGUAUUGCAAAAUCAAGAAAGGUCCGACACUUCAAUGAGGAAUAUGACUGAGCUUGUUGGUUCUUAUACCGCAUCCAUUCAAAUAUUAGAGAUACAAAUGAGAGAUCUCACGAGGGAACAAAAUCCAAAGCAAAAGGGGACACUCCCAAGUGACACAAUUGCGAACCCAAAGGGUAGUGGGAGUGGUCCAACUUCUCAUUGCAUAGCAAUUACUACUCAGAGUGGGAAGGUACUUCAAGGAGAGAGUGAACAAGCGGUUGAAGUGGAAGAGUCCGAACAAGAGGUUGAGGCACAAGUUGAAGAGCCAAUUGUUGUUGAAGUUAAAAAGGUCUCAGAAGAGUUGAAAGUUCAAUAA